This is a messenger RNA of Didymella exigua CBS 183.55, 527 nucleotides long. RefSeq lists its product as uncharacterized. The coding region runs from base 1 to 435 and encodes 144 amino acids. Lineage: Eukaryota; Fungi; Ascomycota; Dothideomycetes; Pleosporales; Didymellaceae. The record is from RefSeq and is a predicted model, not a curated record. The transcript is spliced from 2 exons.
AUGCCGGUAUGUAUCCCCCACAACGACUCGGCCAACAACCGCCCUCUAGGCUCAACGACCACAGUGAAUCCCACAGAGCUCUACGUACAGCCAGGCACCACGUCGAGCGUCAGUUCGGCUAGCAUGCAUCCCGCGAACUGUCUGGCCGAUCAUCGAAUCGGAUUGAAGUUCACGAGCAGUUCCAUGGUAUCUGCACCGUUCGUAUUAGCGCCAAUCCAUAACGUCAGCCGUGUUGUAGCCGAAGAGACUACUCGCUUGUCCUCUUUCGGCGUGCCAGUAGUCAGUUUAGGAUCGUGGAGAUCCAAGUCGUACGAGUUCCCGCUCGCAACCAAGCGCCUGGGCUCCCAACUUCAGCCUUGGAGUACAAUUCAGCUCAAGCCGAGCAUUAAGUACAAACCCCUAGCCAAUGGCAGGCAACGACCGAAGCUCGAAUAGGUUGACCUCACUAGUAGCGACCGCGCUUGUACCUGAAGAUCACCCCACAACCACCAAAAGGGACAAGAUCGAUGCGAAAGCUGACAAUAAGG